GGCCUUGUUUCCGCGAUCCGCCUGGUCGUCUGGGCGGGCGCUGCGGUCCAGCCCGGCAGGUGAGGUUGCUCGGCCGGCGGGAGAGGCCAGUGAGGUGGCCCCGCCGGGCAGUGAGGUCGGCGGAGCGGCGGCGGGUGAGGCAGGCAUGGGUUGGAGUUGGCGUCUCUCCCCGGACCUGACCACAACCAGCAUCAUGCAGUUACUAACUGCUCCUCUCUCACGAAUUGAUGCCGCCCCGGAAAAGACGCCGCCCACCUUCCCGGAAACCUCAGCUGCUGUUCCACCAACGGCCACUGGAGGGCCCCAAACACCGCUGUGGAUCACCCCAGCUUCCCAUCACCCACACCAGACAGGUGCCCAGCAAGCCCAUUGACCACAGCACCAUCACUUCCUGGGUGUCACCUCAGUUUGACACAACAGCAGAAAGCUGGCUCCCAGCCAACCAGAAACGUCGUCACCGAGACCAGGCAAGGCGUUCAAGUCGAAAAUCUGCCAGCUCCAAGUUUCCGCAUUUAGCGUUUGAGAGUCCACCAUCUUCUGCCAGUUCAGCCACACUUGGGAUGCCCUUGAUCAGGGACCACCCCAGUCAGCCAGAAAAGGACAUUUCCAGGAGGCCCUUAGUCCCACUUCUCAGCCCCCAGAGCUGCGGGGAGCUGUCAGCACAGGCGCUUCAUAGCUUCCCUUAUGUGUUCCUGCCCCCUGAUAUCCAGACGCCAGAGUCCUUGAUGAAGGGCGGGCUCAUUCCCUCGGAGCAGAGGGAAAACAGCCCCCCCAGCUGCUCCCUUCCCACAAGUGUGCCCGAGAGCCCGGAGCCCGGGCCUGUUCUGGUUGAAGAUACCCCCGAGGAGAAGUAUGGGUUAAAGGUCACCUGGAGGAGGAGACGACACCUGUUUACUUACCUCAGGGAGAGGGGGAAGCUGAGCAGAAACCAGUUCCUUGUGAAAAACUGACUGGAUUUCUCAGACGUCAGUGGUCUCAAAUUGCUGGUUUUCAUGGAGUUGCUCAAGUCACUUUUCUGGCUCACAAGAGAGUGUGUCAAUAGAAUAACUUGGAAAUAACACCAAUACCAUCAGGAGAAAAAAGAUGCUUUAACUAGAGCCCUGGAGCCAUAAAAGAAUUCAAUUCCCAGAUUUGCUUUUGCAAAAGAGCUUGUGUCAUAAACAGUUUUUAGUGUCAGCCACAGUUCGCUUCUUAUUUUUCUUGUAUUAACUGUUUAAAAUUUUUAAAUAUCUUAUGACUGUUUAAAAUAUACGUAAAUAAAUAGCUGCAGAAACUUUUUAGAGAACCCUGCUUCUGUCACUAAUGCAGCACUACAGCCCCCUCCCAUGAUCUCUCUUAAUUGUUGCCUUUAACCACUACUUAUUCAUUCUUUUAAUUACGUCAUUUAAACUGAAUUCAUUCCACAUGUUUGAAUACAAUUCUGUGGGGCUCAGCGACCGCUUCCUCUGACCUGAUGCAUGGGAAGCAAAGUGACUUUAUAGUUAAGCUGAUGCCUCUGCAGUCUUGGCCCAUCUGCUCAAAGGGCAAGAUGCUGAACAGGCAGCUAGCCUGUUUAAUGAAUUGGUGGGAUCAGGGCAAUAAAGGGGACAUAGUUACCUAGGGUUGCUGUUCUGAUUUUUUGUUUCCAACUGAAGUCAAUAUAGGAUAGGAUGGGAAAUGAUUUUUUGUUGUAACUGUUUAAAAUGUAUGUAAAUAAAUGUUUUCAAAUACUG
This is a messenger RNA of Phacochoerus africanus (Common warthog), 1712 nucleotides long. It is a transcript of the gene RHNO1, whose product is annotated as RAD9-HUS1-RAD1 interacting nuclear orphan 1. The record is from RefSeq and is a predicted model, not a curated record. The transcript has 3 exons. NCBI's taxonomy places the organism in Eukaryota, Metazoa, Chordata, Mammalia, Artiodactyla, Suidae. Gene Ontology annotation, cellular component: nucleus; chromosome. Gene Ontology annotation, biological process: DNA damage checkpoint signaling; cellular response to ionizing radiation; recombinational repair. The coding region runs from base 228 to 950 and encodes 240 amino acids.